This is a messenger RNA of Aspergillus melleus, 510 nucleotides long. RefSeq lists its product as uncharacterized. NCBI's taxonomy places the organism in Eukaryota, Fungi, Ascomycota, Eurotiomycetes, Eurotiales, Aspergillaceae. The coding region runs from base 1 to 510 and encodes 169 amino acids. The record is from RefSeq and is a predicted model, not a curated record. The transcript is spliced from 2 exons.
AUGUUAAAGGAACAUUUCAAGAAACUCACAACCUCAGCCGAAGAGGUGCGAAUGGAGAGAAGCAAUGAGGAUCAACCCGUUUCGGAGGAUGAGGAUCGAUCGGAUUCCGAAGAAUCGGCCACCUUCGACGAAGCCAUCACCCCUCCUAGGACAAGAGAGGUCUCCGAGUCCCCCGUAACCCCAGCCGUCACCAGGCGCCACCGUCAGGAAUCCCCUCCGGCGACCCGGGGCCGCGAUGACCGCAGAGGGCGAGCCCGCGACACGGCUCCCGACACUCGACGAGCGGCGUCGCGACAUCCUAGGCGGAGACUUUUGCACGCCCUCCGUGAAGGGCAGCUCACCGCGGCUCAUGACGAAGACACCCCGCCGAGACAACAAACUUCUCGAGGACGACGAGAGGGGGGCCGAAGCUCGCGCGACUCGGGGCGCUCCGACACCCCUGGCCCUGACUCCUAUCGUCAUCGCGCUCCUUAUGUGCACGUCCAGUUGCCUGCCAACCCACGUCGCUGA